AUGUCGACCGAAGAAGAUAUACCAGUUAUCAUUGAUGGCAAGCCCUAUCCGAACAUCACCAAAAACCCCCUACAUGUAAUCUGUUCUACUGCAUAUGUUUUGGGAAUUUUUCUGGGCCUUGGCUGUGGUCUAUUUAAUUAUGUGAAUUUUAAAAACUUCAAUGUGUACAUCAUUGCUAUGGCAGUGUUUCAUUACCUGGAGUAUUAUAUUACUGCCCUGUAUAACCCUGGUAAAGUUAACUCAGAGUCCUUUUUGAUUAACAAUGGUAAGACUUAUGCGUUUGCGCACAUUUUCGCGACAAGUGAGUAUGCUAUUGAAUUCUACUUGUAUCGGGAGUGGAAGUCGACCAGGUACAACGGAUUCCAUAUGCUGGUUGUUGCGUUCGGAAUUAUUCUUAUCUUAUUUGGUCAAUAUGUGAGGUCUAAGGCGAUGAUUACUGCAGGACAAUCGUUUUCGCAUGAAGUGAAGACAACUCGGAAUUCGGAUCAUAAAUUAGUGAAAAGUGGGCUAUACAGCUGGUCCCGCCAUCCCUCCUAUCUUGGAUAUUUCUGGUGGGCAUUAGGCACACAGGCUCUACUCUUGAACCCGGUCUCUUUUGUAUUAUAUAUCUUCCUGUUGUGGAGAUUUUUCAGUAAGAGGAUUCAGUUUGAGGAACACUAUUUGAUGAGAUUUUUUGGUGCCGAAUACGCAUCCUACAAAAAGGCAGUGGGAGUUGGUAUUCCUUUUAUUAAAUAG
Molecule: messenger RNA, 735 nt
Organism: Eremothecium cymbalariae DBVPG#7215
Lineage: Eukaryota; Fungi; Ascomycota; Saccharomycetes; Saccharomycetales; Saccharomycetaceae
Gene: STE14
Product: protein-S-isoprenylcysteine carboxyl O-methyltransferase
Exons: 1
Coding region: 1-735 (244 amino acids)
Biological process (GO): C-terminal protein methylation
Cellular component (GO): membrane; endoplasmic reticulum
Molecular function (GO): protein C-terminal S-isoprenylcysteine carboxyl O-methyltransferase activity
Source: RefSeq, a predicted model, not a curated record